Raphanus sativus (radish) is the source of this 1817-nucleotide messenger RNA. RefSeq names its product transcription termination factor MTERF4, chloroplastic-like. Gene Ontology annotation, cellular component: chloroplast. The coding region runs from base 144 to 1448 and encodes 434 amino acids. The transcript has 2 exons. Gene Ontology annotation, biological process: regulation of DNA-templated transcription; chloroplast organization. The record is from RefSeq and is a predicted model, not a curated record. NCBI's taxonomy places the organism in Eukaryota, Viridiplantae, Streptophyta, Magnoliopsida, Brassicales, Brassicaceae. Gene Ontology annotation, molecular function: double-stranded DNA binding.
GGAUUAUGAUUUGGUUCAAUUCAUUUGGUUUUGGGUCGGCUUUAGGUAAGCUGUAGAGGAAGAAUCUUGGAGAUUUCGAGUUUUAUCAUCCAAAGUCUGGGCGAUUUCUAAGUUUCUGGAAGGUUCUUCGACUUGUAGUCAUCAUGUCUUCUUCUCUGAUACUCCGUGGAAGAAGAAGGCUCUUUGAGUUGCAGAAAUGGCGUCAUUUGAGAUUCACAGUGCAAAAUGCGUCUCCUUUCUCCUCUUCUACUGCUUCUGCUGCAACUGUGAGUCGAAAAGGUCAAAACUUUACAGUCUCUACUUACCUCGUUAAAUCUCUAGGGUUCACCACAAAACUCGCUGAAUCAAUCUCAAAGAAAGUUAGUUUCGAGGACAAGGGUAACCCAGAUUCUGUUCUGAAUCUCUUUAGAACUCAUGGAUUCACAGAUUCUCAGAUCUCCAGUAUCAUCUCGGGUUACCCUCAAGUGCUCAUAGCAGAUGCUGAGAGAUCCCUUGCUCCCAAGCUUCAGUUUUUAAAGUCAAGAGGAGCUUCAACCUCUGAGCUCACUGAGGUUCUCUCAAAUGUUCCUAAAAUCCUGGUUUCCAAAAAGGACAAAGCUUUGAGCAUAUACUAUGAUUUCGUCAAAGAUAUUGUACAAGCCGACAAGAGUUCCAAGUUGGAAAAGUUGUCUCCUUCUUCUUUGCCACGGGGUAUUCCACAAGAGAACAAGAUGAGGAACUUAUCAGUGUUGAGAGAUUUGGGCAUGCCUCAGAAGUUUUUGUUCUCAUUGCUAACAUCUGAUUUCCAGCUUGUAUGCGGGAAAGACAAGUUCGAAGAGUCACUCAAGAAGGUCCUUGACAUGGGUUUCGAUCCCACCACCCCUAGGUUUGUUGAAGCUCUGCGUGUAGUUUACGCAUUCAGGGACAAAACAAUCAAAGCAAGAGUUGAAGUCUACAAAAGGCUAGGCUUUACUGAGGAGGAGGUGUGGACAAUCUUCAAGAAGUGGCCAAGCUUCCUGUCAAACUCGGACAAGAAUGUAGCUGACUCCGUUAAGACAUUUCUAGAGCUAGGCUUCAGCAGAGAUGAGUUUGUGAUGAUUGUCAAGCGCUUUCCUACUUGCAUUGGAUUAUCUGUUGAGCUGGUGAAGAAGAAGGCUGAGUUUUUUUCCAAGGAGAUGGAUUGGCCGCUAAAGGCUGUGGUUUUAUACCCUUCAGUACUUGGAUACAGCAUGGAGAAGAGGAUUGUCCCGAGGUGUAAUGUUAUCAAAGCUCUAAUCUCCAAAGGAUUGCUUGGAGUUGGAAGUGAACAACUCCCUUCUAUACGGGCUGUUUUAGAAUGUACCGAUCAGGUCUUUUUAAACAAGUAUGUGAUGAAGCAUGAGCAGAUUGUGGCUGAGUUGAUGACUAUCUUCACUAGAGGUAACAGAGGAAGUGCAUCUUUAUAUAUAUAUAUAAAAAUAUAUAUUUGACAAGUAUGUGAUGAGAGAGGAUGGUGUUUUUACUAAGGGCAUCUCGAACUCUAUUCUAUUUUCUACUCCAAACAUCAUUUUAGAGUAAAAUUCUUUCCAACCCCACUCCAUGACAUCACAUAACAUGAUAAUUGAGGAUGAGCGUAAACUCGAUGCACCAAUUGAAGUUACAAGAAAAGCUCAAUCUCCAGAGAUCGAAACUGCAAAAGAUGAAAAUGUCUGAUUUCAAAAUUUUCCUACUCGAUUUAAAAUAUCAAAGAUAAAGAAUCUCAUUUUUUAAUUACGAAAUGCAUUAGUUGAUCAUUUGUGAAAAAAAUAUUGUAAUGCUUAUUAUUGAACCAACUUAUAUAUUAUGUUUUAUUCUAUUUU